Oryza sativa Japonica Group (Japanese rice) is the source of this 1182-nucleotide messenger RNA. RefSeq lists its product as uncharacterized. The record is from RefSeq and is a predicted model, not a curated record. Gene Ontology annotation, cellular component: cytosol. Lineage: Eukaryota; Viridiplantae; Streptophyta; Magnoliopsida; Poales; Poaceae.
GCUGUCACCCACGAGCUCGCCUCCCUCAACUCAACCACUUCUCCUACUACAGCCAACCUCCUCUUGCCUCGCCUCGCCACGGAUCGCGCCGCCAUGGCCGCCUCCGCCUCCGCGCCGCCGCAUUCGCUGCUGCUGGCCGCCGUCGCGCUCGCGGCGCUCGCGUCGGUGGCGGCGGCGAGGGACGAGAACGGGGUGUACGACCCCUGCAGCGACACGCGGAUCCAGCGCGGGGACGGGUUCAGCUUCGGGAUCGCCUUCGCCACCCUCGGCGCCUUCUACUCCGGCGGAUCCGUGCAGCUCUCCCCCUGCGACCGCCGCCUCAGCCUCGCCUCCUCCGGCCAGCUCGCCGUCUUCCGCCCCAAGGUCGACGAGAUCUCCCUCCUCACCAUCAACACCACCACCGGCUUCAACCCCGCCACAGCUGGUGGGUACAUGGUAGCAUUUGCCGGUAGGAAGUAUGCAGCCCGGUCUGUUCCAACCUUUGUGUCCAAUUCCUCAUAUACAGUCUCCAGCUUCACCCUGGUUCUUGAGUUCAAUAAAGGCAGGCUUCAAAACUUGCAUUGGAAGAAGGAUGGCUGUGGUGCUUGCGCGAAAUCUUCAAGCCUUGUUUGCAUCGGCAAGCAAACCUGUGCCUUCAGAACACAGAGCUGCAAGAGCCAGGGACCUGUUGACUGCAGUAUCGGCAUCCAGCUGGCUUUCUCAGGCACCGAUAAACACGAAUCAGUUCUGAACUCGUGGUAUGAGGUGUCUAACCUGCGGCAAUACUCCCUCUACGGGCUGUACUCGAACCUGAAGGACACCCUGAGCGGCCAGUUCAACAAGUUCUUCUAGGCUUUUGGUGCACCCGUUGUUCAUACUCUUCUGCCACUAUUUCUCUGGAGCUCCCUGCCUGAUGCUGUACCUAUUGCUCGUUAGGUUUGCCCGAUCUGAUUUUAGCUUGUGUGGAGAUGCUCUUCUGCGUCAUUUUCCACUAGUAUUCUUUCCAUUCCAGUUCCCACUUAACUUCAAUUAUCUGAUGGGUUGCUAUAUGUUAAUGUCAUGUACGCAAGAAAGGUCCUUGUCCGGUUUGCGCGUUUGUAAAAAAACUUCUGGAGUGAAUCAUGAUAUUAACAGCUUUCAUCUAUGUACCAGUCGCCACAUGUUUCAGAAAUUGCUGUCUAUGAUCAUCGGAUGGUUAAACUA